Drosophila busckii is the source of this 6268-nucleotide messenger RNA. RefSeq lists its product as uncharacterized. NCBI's taxonomy places the organism in Eukaryota, Metazoa, Arthropoda, Insecta, Diptera, Drosophilidae. The record is from RefSeq and is a predicted model, not a curated record. Gene Ontology annotation, molecular function: small GTPase binding. The transcript is spliced from 16 exons. Gene Ontology annotation, cellular component: kinetochore microtubule; RZZ complex; cytoplasm. Gene Ontology annotation, biological process: mitotic spindle assembly checkpoint signaling; mitotic sister chromatid segregation; protein localization to kinetochore involved in kinetochore assembly. The coding region runs from base 1 to 6246 and encodes 2081 amino acids.
AUGUGGAGCAAUUUCGAGGCGUCUGCCAUUGAGGAUGAGACCAUCUCCAAUGCCUUCUCAUCGCGUAGCAUUUUUAAGAUAAGCAGCGAGGAGCCGGUUAAGGAGUAUCCCUCCGUACAGGCAUCUGUACAGAGUGGCAAAAUGGUCAUAUCCAUUGACAAGAGUCUGCUGCUGCUAGAGGAUGAACUAGUAGCCAAAUGUAGUUUCCUGAGUUUCAGCGAGAACAUUGAUGCGAUUGCCAUAUCCAGCAGCGGCAAUCUCAUAGUAUGUGGCCUCUCGGACGGCGAAGUACACGGCGUCUGCAUAAAGGGCCUGCUGCUUUUUAGUGUGUGUAUUCGAGUCGAGGACGUUAGCAAGAACGGCACCUUUGUAAAAGUCCAACAGUUGGGACAACACUUUUAUCUUACGUGCAGGAACGGCAGCGUUUACUGUCUCAGCGAAAUCAAUGAAGCCACACUGGAGUCGCUGUCUAAUGUUACGCUCAAUGAUAAUGAUAAUGUUGCUGCGAUCCUGGAUGAUGUCAGCAUACAGCGCACUUGCAUGGGUUCCAACGGGCAGCUCGUUGAUAGUGCGCUGCUGAUCAAGCAACAUAUCGCUAACGCUUAUGCAGAGAACAAUAAAGAAUCGAAAAGUGCUGACUAUGGGCUCAUUUUAACAGGAGCGCAGGACGCUCUAGGUUUCAAAACAGGAUCAAAUGACAUGACACGCAUCAAACUACCCAAACAAUAUGGCUGCAUUAGACAUAUAUACAAUCUGGAAGAUUAUAUUAUUGCCCUCAGCCAGUCUGGGCACUUGUUGGAGAUUUGUCCAUAUACGCGCUCUGUCAAUUUAUGUUUGUUGCCGCAGAGCAGCAAUGUGCUCAUUGAGAACAUGCUUGUUAUGGAGUACAGCGAUGAGCAAAUUGAGCUGCUUUUGCUAACCAAACCAAACGCGGAAGGCGAUUGUUUUAUCAAAAUAGUGGAUUAUCCCUCAUUUAAAUGCAAGAAUGAGCUGGAAGUGCCGAGACAUACAUGGCUGGUGCGCCAACCAAAGAGCGCGGUUAAUUUGUAUUACCUUGCAGCCAGGCAAGACGAUAUGCCAUCAGAGGUAGAGAUGCUAAUUGUAUCCGAGACGGAUCCCAGUGAUCGCUUUAAGAAACUUAUUGCCAAGGGACGUUUAGAGGAGGCAGAGGAAUUUGGUGCACAGUUUGAACUAUGCCUGCAGCCCAUCUAUGAAGCCAAGGCCAAACGCAUGCUUGUUGAACUCUGCGAUACUAAUGCAUGCUUAGAUGUAACUGAGCUAGAUGAGAAAUUUCAGAAGCUACUACAGUUGCUUGGACAAAUAGAGAAUAAAACGUUUAUCAAGAACAAUCGCAUGAUUAACUUGGGCUCGCGUGAAGUGCUGGAGCGCUACCUGCGGGAAAUACGCACAAGAUUAAACUCCGAGGAUGAUGAGGAGCAUUUAAUAGAAAUCGAUGAGCAAUUGUGUCGCCUUAAAACUUUAGCCAUCAUAGAUCCCUACGAGUGUAAUAGCGAAUGGCAAAAGUUUGUGUAUGAUACAAAUCUGGUUAAAAGUGUUAAGGGCAUGUUUAGCAAGGAUAUGUCCACAGCUUGCCUAAUUUGGCGCCGUCAUUCCAGCAGCAUUUUGCCGUUCCUUAACGAGGAUGAGUUGCGCACCUUGCUGGGCUUCAUACCCAGCAGUACAGAGCCGCUGCAUGUUGUACAAUGGUUGCGACAAUUUGUGCCCAUAGUAAGCAAUACGCAUCCUGCCAUUAUGCCAUUUGUAACCGACUGGAGCAUUGAGCGCACGCGCAAACUGCAAUACGAUGAAGUUUGGCCAGACAUUGGAUUGGAGUUCUCUACGAAAAUAUUGGAAAUCUUUGAGGAAAUUGAAUUUAUUUACUCUGAUGUGGUGCGUCAGCAUGAGCGCAACAUAAGCAAGCUGCGGGAUUUGGUUAAUGCGCUGCAGGACUUGUCUGUAUUGAAAAAGAAUUACAAGCUGGACUUUACUUUAGAUAGCUAUAUGCAAGAUUCCAUAGAUGCAACGGCCAUAAGAAUAUUGCAACGCGUGAAUAUAGACAAUUUACAGAGUCUGGUAAAGAACUUUUUGUAUACCAUUUAUCAGGAAAAGGGCAUGCAACCCUUGAGCGUAAUCAAGCAGUAUAUUAUGCAAUUGGUGAUCAAUCGUCAUUCGUUAAGUAAUUGGGUGGAACGUUCAAUGAGCUGCUUGGAGCUGCUGCACAAUGAGGACAGCCGACUGGAGUGUGCGCUUUCAAUUUUGCAAAACGCACCUGUGCCCUGGCCUGAGACAUUGGCGCCGCUAAUAAAGCUGCGCAACUCGACGCAUCCGCUAAGCGUCAAAAUAAAUGCCGAAUAUGAAAUACAGGUGAUCAAGAUAAUGAAGGUCAAGUAUGGCUGGCCAGAAGAUAGCGGCGCUGAUAUCAACCUGGAGCUAUUCAUGAUGCGCAUAGUCAAACUCGACUUGCCGGAUAUGCUGCAGGAUAUACGCAUAUUGACUAAAGCGGCGCCAGAGAUUUCCACAACAGCCAACUUUAAUUGCUGCUAUCAGAUGGCGCUGCGUGGACAAAUAGAUCAAGCUUACGAGUUCUUCAAGUCGCUCAACAAUAAGAAUGACUCAGUUAAUGCCACAAAUGUUGUUGACAUUUUGGCCAAUAUGCUUGAGCCCAAUCCCUGCGUGUUUGCCAAUGAUGCGAAGAUACAACAGCAUCAGAAUGUGCUGGAACUCUUCGAGCUAAUGCUACCACAUGUUGAUGCAGUCUAUAAACAACGCUGUAAACUUGUCAAAAAUCGCUUUGUGCUUAGCCAACAGUUUAAGCUGCAAUUGCAGAGCAUCAACGACUUGAUUUCGCUGCAAAAGCGUACAGAGCUGCUAGACGAGGGCAUUGAGCUCAUCAUUGCGCGUGCACAGGCCACAUUGAAUGUCUGCGCAUUUAUCAUCAACGAAAUGCGUGAGCUGUGUCAGGCGCUUGAUUUGCAAAAAAUCUUUGGAUUGCGACGCAUUAGUCAACGCAUGGGUUGUCUGCAACUUAGCUGUGCAUUGGCGCAUUAUGUGCUGGAGUUUGUUGAUUGCACGCCUGCCAACAGCAGCGAAUUCAUUGACCUGGCCAUAGAAUUGCUGGUGCAGCAAAUAGCGGUGUCCACCAGCCGCUCGCAGGUUGAGGCGUCAUCUACACUGCAGCUGAUUAAUGCCUGUGAUCCAUUAAGCUUCCCAUUGGCCUACGAACUACUUACGGAGGCCACGCAGCUUGAGCAAUGCAAGCAAUGUGAUUUGGCGGAGUUAAUUAACUUUGUGCGCGUGCCUGUCAUGCACUAUCCCAUGGCCUGCAUUGAGGCGCGCUAUAAGGACAAAGAAAAGGAAACUAAUGAGCAGAUCUGUCGCGCUUUGGAUGGUGUUGGCAUAUCCCAAGGCGAUACAACGCUUAACUUUACUACAACACUAAACACUUCCAUUGAUAUUAAACCAGAUAUAGAGCAAGUGCCAACUAAGAAACGCUAUUCCGUGUCCAUGUUCGAUGAAGUCGAUGUGCAAUUGCAGCCACAGCCACUGCAAAAGGUAAACAACGGCAGUCUGUCCAUUGUAAAGUUCUUGGCACGCACGUUGCUGCUCAUGGUGGUUGAAACGCAGCCAAGCAAUUUGCUGCUGUUGCAACUGCAACAAACGGUGCCCGAGCAUCUAAAGCGUGAUGUUGAUGCUGCGCGCUGUGAUUUCUUUUCAUCGCUGGAACAACUCGCCAAGGCAAAGGAGCACGAUGCCUGGUAUAUAACAGCACAGUAUUUGCUUAAGUAUCAGGCACAGUAUGGCGGCAAAGUGAUUAUAAACGAGAAGCUUGUUAGCAUACAGCUGCGACGCCUUUUACGCAAUGCUAUGAACGACAGCGAUGCCAAUUUACUUGAAAUGUUAACCAUGUUGCUGGCGGAUAGCGAAGCAAAUGCACAGCUAGAAGGUCUGUCCACAGACAUGAAAACCGAUCAGCAGAGGAUCAAUUUUCUUACGCUCUCUGCCAUGUACAAUGAGCGUGUUGGUGACAAGGAAAAUGUGCAAAAAAUUCUUGCCAAACGCAACAAGCUUAAUUAUUAUUUGGAGUUUUGUAAGCAAGAUCCCAACAUCAAAGGUAAAUUUAAUGCAGACAUGGAUAACAUUGAGCAGCUGGUCAAGGAGUUCCACAAGAAGCCCAUGGAUGUGCGUCUGCUGGAGCGCAUGAGCAAAGACUUUGGCAUGAACUAUCAGAAAAUGCUCAUCACACAAAUACUGAGCAUAUUAAGAGCGCAAGAAAUGCGCUACGAAGUCAAGCACGAUACGUUUGGUGAGGAGGAGCUGGUCAUGCUAAGCAAUGUGCGUGAGAUGCGCGACAUGUGCCAGCCCUACAUCAAUGAGAUACAAAAUGUGGAGCUAUUUACCUCACAGCUCAAGCAGUUUAUCGAUGAGAUUAACAUUUACUUUUAUGAGCUGUAUCUGUGUGUCAUUGAGAUAUUGACGCUCUUUAGUGCCGCACCCAAAGCCAUGGAGACUUGGACGAAUAUUUUGCACUUUCUGCGUCAUAAAAUGAUUACACGUCGUCGCAAUCGCGCAAGUCAAUUGGAAACGGACAUGUGGAUGCAAUCGCAAAAGGAUACGGGUGUUUUGCCCAAAAUGGCGCGCUUUCGCCUGCCAUUCAAGCCCAUUGUGGAGAAGCCACUUAAAGAUAUACUGGACAGCGAACUUAAUGUGGACAACUGCCAGAGCUGGUUUCCGCUUAUACUCAUGUGUACAGCGCUGCAAGGCGCCAAGGACACAACACAAAGCUGCGACUAUUUCUGCAUGGCAGCUGUUAAAAAUUCCAUAGCCGAGUACAAGUCGAAGAAUGUCGCAGAAACCUGGAAUCUAUAUCCAACUAACAAUGCGUUCUUGAAAUCGAUACUACGUUUGGUUAAAAACGUACACAAUGCAAAUAAAGCGUUUUACAUACUUUAUUGCAUUGCCAGCUAUGCGCCUGAUGGUGCUGAUCAGGUAGAAGCCUCCUACGAGUGCUGGAACUAUGCCAAGCAGCAUACACAUGUAAUAAACGAUCCCAAAUACCAGGAGCAGGUCAGCAAAAUUAUGCGCAGAUAUCCCAUAUUGAAGACGCAACACUUGCUUAAUGUUUACGGCUUGACGGAUGAUAAGCUUAUGCGACUGGUCGAGUAUCCAACGGAUCUAAUACAUUGUCUAUAUCAUCACGAGCUAAUACUCAAGUCCAGCAAAGUAGAUAUAAACGCAUUGGUCAAGGAACUCUGUGACUUGCAUGAGUUGAGGCUGGAUGCCAUACAGUUUAAGCUGCUGCAAAAAUGGCUAUCCGUGACAAUGGAACCAGCAGAUGGCACAAUGAUGGAGGAAACAUUCCUGGAAGAUCAGAACUUGGCUGAGAGCAACACUGCAGCUGAUGGGCUAGCUAGCGAGAAUGUAGUGCGUGCAUUUUAUAUAUUAAGCAGCUGGCCCAAGGUCGAAGCAGCACAGUUUAUAACUGGACUGAUAUUCAAGGGCGGCACUGUCAACACCUCCACGCAACUGCAGAUGUAUGAAUGCUACUCUAAGCUCUACGACGGCAGCAAUACCUUCUACAAUACGAUCAGUCAACGCAACUUCAUUGCCAUCAAGUGUGUGCAUGAGCUCAAGGCACUUGGCUACAACUCCAACAUAGAAAAGUUUGCCGAUGAUAACUGCGAUAAAAUUAGCAUACUAAAGAUGAUUUGGCAGCGCAAUGCACAGAAUCCGCUAUCCUUGGAGGUAAUGGCUGACAUAUGCAUUGGCUUCGAUAUACAUUUGGCCAAGAUUUGGAAUGGCAUACUGAAGCGCAUGGUAAUGUUCAAUAUGGUGCAAAAGCUUAACGCUUUGGUCGAUGUGCUGAGCAUUCGACCGCAGUUGCUGCAUCUGGAGGGACUGACACAAGCCUGGGACUGUGUGCUCUGCGAUCCGCUGCGGAAUGCAAUACAGACGCGCAGCUUUGAGCAAGAGGAGCGUCUGCAUAAGACGCUGCUACGUCUGCAGGGUUGUCCAAUAGUGCAUUCCUUAAAGUUAAAAGAAUUCGCUGAGCUUUGCAUGCUUAGACAGCGGCCACAUAUGGCGGCUGUUGUGCUGAUUUUUACGCAGAGCAUUGAGCAACGCGAAGCGAUCAAAAAGUGCAUCAAAGCACGUCCCGGCGAAAAUCUACGACAACAAAUUCUGCAACUAGAGUAUGCUGGUCUAUUGCCUGUAGUGCUUAACUUUGCGCUUAAGGAAUUGAAUCUAUAAUUUAUUUACACAUUUAUUACAA